Molecule: messenger RNA, 1545 nt
Organism: Aureobasidium musti
Lineage: Eukaryota; Fungi; Ascomycota; Dothideomycetes; Dothideales; Saccotheciaceae
Source: the annotation of a GenBank genome assembly
AUGGCAGCCCCUACACACUCGACCAUUGGCAUCUCACCCGAUGAUGAGAAAGGUGCGCGUAAACCGCUUUCGAAAGAUGCAGACCUGGAAAAGACGCCCGUCGAAUAUGCCACCCCGACCGACGGAACUGUUUCCGAAGUAUCGCAAGAGCCGUCGGAUCCAUUGCUCGUAACAUGGGAUGAGGCUGAAGAUCCAGCAAAUCCAUACAACUGGCCUGCUUGGAGAAAAUGGACUGUCACCCUCUUGACCUCUUGUGGAGGUUUGGUGACCUUGAUGACAGGGACGAUGAUGGCUCCUGCCCUUGGCCAGAUCUCCAGAGAUUUGCAUACCACGGAAUCCACAACGCAAAUGACUCUAUCUAUCUACGUUUUGAGCUUUGCAUUCGGUCCAAUGGUGCUUGCCCCCAUGACGGAGGUGUUUGGCAGGAAGCCAGUCUGGCUUGUCUCUGGCUGCUUUUACAUUCUCUGGAACACGGUCUGUGGCUUCUCACACAGCAAUGGUCUGAUGAUCGCCAGUCGAUUCUUUGCAGGCUUAGGUGCAAGUGCAGAGUUUGCGGUUACCAAUCCUGUGUUGAGCGACUGUUGGUUGCCCGAGCAGCGAGGGCAUUCGUUCUCCAUCUCAACCUUCAUUCCCCUCCUCGGGCCUGCGAUCGGACCCAUCCUCGGCGGCUUCAUCAGUGCCUCGGUAGGCUGGCGAUGGUUGUUCUGGGUCCUAUCGAUCUUUGAUGGUGUACUGAUGAUCUGCACUUUCAUCAUGUUUCCCGAAACCCACGCCGGCACCAUCCUCGGUCGCAAAGCCAAAGCACUCCGAGAGCAAACGGGAGAACAAUACUACACAGAGUACGAUCAAGGCAAUUUAGCACUGUCCAAGAGGCUUGCCAUUAGUCUGACACGCCCUUGCCGUCUAUUGCUCACCCAACCUAUCAUUCAAUUGAUGUCCUUGUUUCUUGCUUACAACUUCGGCAUUCUCUACAUCGUCCUCUCUACGUUCGCUACCCUAUGGACUGAGCGUUACGGCCAAUCACUCGGUGACUCCGGAUUGCACUACAUCGCUCUCGCUAUUGGCUACACAGUCGCAGCCCAGGUUGGUGCAAGGAUCACCGAUCGCGUAUGGAAACACCUCAAAGCACGUGCAAAAGGCGAGACGCAGCCAGAGUAUCGCGUGCCACUAAUGUUUCCAGGCGCCAUUAUAAUUCCGAUCGGCCUGUUCUGGUAUGGAUGGACAGCACAGAAGAAGUUGAUCUGGAUUCUUCCGGACAUCGGUAUCGCCAUAUUUGGCUGCGGUAUCAUCAUUGGCACUCAAGCAAUGCAGGCCUAUGUCAUGGAUUCUUUCCGUAAACACGUUGCCAGUGCCAGCGCAGCCAGUCAGCUAUUGCGUAGCAUCACGGGCUUCGCGUUUCCUCUGUUCGCUCCGAGUCUGUAUGACAAACUGGGUUACGGCUGGGGAAACAGUCUUUUGGCCUUUAUCUUCAUUGGCAUUGGCAUUCCUGCCCCUUUGAUCCUAUGGAAGUAUGGCGCCAGACUCAGGGCAAUGGGGAAACCCCAA